GGCUCAACAGCCCAGAUUGAAGUUAGUCGUGUAUCAAAUUAGCAGAGAAAUCGCGAAACAAAAUGCGACUUUUAGUGUGCGCUGUAUUUUUUGCAAUCGGUGGUGUUCUGACGGAGAAUGAUUGGUGGAAACAUGCAAACUUUUAUCAGAUCUAUCCACGGUCCUUCAAAGACAGCGAUGGCGAUGGCGUGGGUGAUCUUCGCGGAGUGAUGGAAAAAGUUGGCUACCUUAAGCACGAACUGGGCUUAGACGCUAUCUGGCUGUCGCCGAUAUUUAAAUCUCCCAUGGCAGAUUUUGGCUAUGAUAUAUCUGAUUUUUUGGAUAUUCACGAAGAAUUCGGAACGAUCGCAGAUUUGGAGGCCCUCGCUGCGGAGUGUAAAAAGCAAAAUUUGAAGCUUAUUUUAGAUUUUGUUCCUAACCACAGCAGUGAUGAGCAUGAGUUCUUCAAGAAGUCGGAAGCCAAAGAUCCGGAAUACGCAGAUUAUUACGUGUGGCACCCGGGUAAGCUAUUAGCCAAUGGAACGCGCGUUCCACCUUCCAACUGGAUUAGUGUUUUUCGUGGCAGUGCCUGGCAGUGGAGUGACAAACGCAAAGAGUACUAUCUUCACCAAUUUGUAGCCAAACAACCCGAUCUGAAUUACCGAAAUCAGAAAGUGGUUGAAGAUAUGAAAAAUGUUCUGCGGUUUUGGUUGGGAAAAGGUGUCAGUGGUUUUCGGAUUGAUGCUUUGCCGUAUCUUUUUGAAACCCAAGCGGUUAACGGGGUCUAUCCAGAUGAAAUGAAGAGCGGUGACACGGACGAUCCUGAUAACCCAGCGUAUCUUGUGCACACACAUACUCAAAAUCUAGAUGAAACGUUCGACAUGGUGUUCCAGUGGCGAGCUGUGCUCGAUGAGGUCAAAGCUGCUCAGAAUUCGGAAGAUCUGGUACUGAUGGUGGAAGCUUACACCUCUUUAGCCAACAUUAUUAGAAUCUACGGAAAUGACCAACAGGAAGGAGCCCAAGUACCAUUCAAUUUCGAAGUCCUGAGCUACACCUAUAAGCACAGCACCGGCAAAGACUUUUACGACAACAUCAAGCGGUUCUUGAAUGUCUUGCCUAGUAACCGCUUUGCAAACUGGGUUCUUGGAAACCACGAUAAUAAACGCUUGGCUUCUCGCCUGGGUGUAGAGCGGGCAGAUUUGUACAACAUUGCGCUCAAUACCUUACCCGGGAUUGCAGUUACGUACAACGGAGAGGAACUCGCCAUGGAAGAUGUGUACAUUCCGUGGAGCGAGACAGUCGAUCCAGCUGCGUGUAAUUCCAACCCUAGGGACUUUCUGAUGUACUCUCGCGACCCGGCAAGAACGCCAUUCCACUGGGAUGCAACCACCAGUGCAGGUUUCUCCACCAAUCCCAAAACCUGGCUGCCGGUGUCACCAUACUACAAACAAAACAACUACAAACUUCAAACGAUGGCUCCAAGAAGUCAUGUUAAAAUUUUUAAAACAUUACUAAGAUUACGAAAGCAACGAACACUUCGCGAGGGUACAUUCGACAUGAAACUGCUGAACGACAAUCUGAUUGUGUACAAACGGGAACUGGCCGACGUUAGCACCAUCGUUGUCAUUUUGAAUUUCGCCAAGCAAUCGCAAACCGUUAAUCUGUCGGAGGCGUUUGACGGACUGCCACUGGAAUUCGAGAUCGUAACUUCCUCGAUGCAGACAAAUUACGUCGAUGGCUCGAUUCUGGAUCGUGACCAAGUGCCGCUCCCCGCGGAAGCCGCCAUCGUUUUGGAGGGGAAAGUGACAAAUGGAGUGUGAUUGAAAUAAUUGAAUUGAGCUAAACGAAAAGAAGAAAGUGUAUGAUAGAACGAUCGAAAGGUGACAUUUGGCAAACAUAAGGCACAUCAACUCUAUUGAUCGAAAUUAAUAGUAGAAUAGAUGGUGAUGAGUAAGAUGUCAUGUAAUUUUCAGAAGGAAUAGGUUUCAGUCAAUGAAUAUGUUAUUUAAACCACGUGAACUAAAUAAACCAUAUUCUUCCGCGUGUCUACUAGAAUCUAAUUAUAAUGUAAUUACUAACGAAAGCGUUUAGAGUCCAGUGCAAACCAUGUGUUUUUCUUCUUAUAUUGAUUUUUAACAUGGUUGUUGUCAUCUAAUAUUAUUCCGUCAUGUUAGGAGUUAUUAUUUUGUGAUCAUUAAAAGGCAAUUCUAUCA
This is a messenger RNA of Wyeomyia smithii (pitcher-plant mosquito), 2192 nucleotides long. Its product is annotated as probable maltase. Bases 63 to 1799 code for a protein of 578 amino acids. The record is from RefSeq and is a predicted model, not a curated record. Lineage: Eukaryota; Metazoa; Arthropoda; Insecta; Diptera; Culicidae. The transcript is spliced from 3 exons. Gene Ontology annotation, biological process: carbohydrate metabolic process.